CUGAGCACAAUACAGCAUCAAGCCACCCACUGUGGGAGACACACACACACACACACACACACAUGCACGUGUGAGCACGCACACACAGAGAGAGAGAGAGAGAGAGAGAGAGUGCGAGUGAGGGAGAGAGAGAGACCCUAAGCUACAGAUCCACAGCCAAGGAAACCGCAGAUCCCCCAAAUCUCCAACUCUGCGCACAGAGAAGAGAAAGAAGCAGCAGAGACUAACAAAAGCAUUCUUGGCUUUGAGUUUAAGAGAAGAAGGAAAAAAGUGAACAAUACGUUGGGCGAGAUCAUUUACGUGAGAUACAAAGUGAAGGAGAAAAGCGUGACAGGACAGCGUCAGUCAGCGGGUUUAUCAUCCCUCUCCAAAUACUGAGGAACGGAUUGUCGCGCUGCCCUGCAUGAAGGACAAUUCCGUCUUGGGGAAGAAGCGUGCAGAAACAGAAUGAGAGCCAUCAUGAGGAUCACGUGUCUGCUGCUUUUAUUCAGCUUCCUGUUCCACAGGGUCUGUUCAAAUGUUGAUGGGCCAGCAGCCACCUCUGUGACCAAAAAUGUUGCUUCUGUCACGCCCAGGGCAUCGGCUAUGCCGACUGAUGGUAGUGCAUCUGGGACUGAGCCAGCUAUUGACAGUAAGGCAGGUGUAACUGUUGGUGUCACAACUGGAGCACAUCCAACUGAUGAUGCCGGUAAGAAAAAUGAACCUACGCAAGCAUCAACACCAGCAAAGCCAACUGCUGCAGUCACAAUGCCUCCUGUCCCAACGGCUGCUACAUCCAAGCCUACAGACAAGCAAACCCCCACCCAACCACAAGCACCCACUGUCACUAACACACCUGCAGCACCUUCAACUGUCAUCUCUGAUGCACCCACUACUGUGAAGAAUGUUGCCACACCUUUUGCUGCUAUGCCCAGCCAACCAAAGACCCCGACACCAGCUGCAACAGCAGACAGCAGCAGCAGCUCAGCGGCACCCCUCUAUGCUGCCACGCUGCAGACCUCUGCAGCCCCUGUACCCAGUAAAACUUCUAGGACUGAAGCGGCUAUUGGAAAUCCUGCCAAUGUAGGGACAACCAAGAUCACAAAGGUCUCGACAGACACCCCUGCACCAGACCAACAGUCCAUGACUCACACCCCCAUCACCACCAAGCCAGGCCAGGACAACAAAGGAAGUACAGAGGAAGCAACUGUUACGAUUACAAGCCACAAGCACAUGGCAUCAAAGGCCCCAGAGCCAACUGGGAACAAGGGGACCACCAGCAGCCCCUCCACCCCGACUAAAGCAAGACCUCCUGCAUCAGAAACCUCUGGUACCAAAACUGGACCAUAUCCCACGUCCCCACAAAGCACCACCUCCACCACAACCACCACUACCACCACAGCAGCUCAGCCAAAGAUGUUUUUGUAUUCUCUAAAUAACGGACAGGAGAUGUUAUUCUACCUUCAGGAAGAGGACGAAAAAGAUCUGGUGGAGGUGUGCAGGAGGCUGAUGGUGACAUUGCAAGAUGGGAACUGCACCCUCAUGUGGCGGCACCACAACGGCCAAAUACAAUUUGACCGUGUGGAGCUAAAUGGCAAAGUGAAAACCAGCCUUGCAACCCAGUAUUACGAGGAAAUCACCAAGAAACCAACAGAUAACAAAACCCUGAUAGCCAUCCUGGCCUCCUGUGGAGCUCUGCUCAUCAUGAUCGUCAUCCUGGCUGUGUGUGCUUCCCACCACCGCAGGCCAUACAACGAGAACCAGCAGCACCUGACAGAGGAGCUGCAUACAGUGGAGAAUGGUUACCACGACAACCCAACGCUGGAGGUGAUGGAGGUGCAGCCAGAGAUGCAGGAGAAAAAGAUGGUGCUCAAUGGAGAGUUCAAUGACAGCUGGAUUGUCCCCAUCGACAACCUGCUCAAGGAGGACAUACCUGACGAGGAGGAUACUCACCUGUAGAGACGGCCAGGGACAGGGAAGAACAAGUAGGAGACAGUGACAGGACCUGUUUAGUUCCAGCCACACCAAAACAAACAAAACAAUCCACACAUUUUGCUCCAUGCCAGUCCCCAGCUCUCACUCCUGACCCUGGACCUGUUGUCCCUGAAAUUUUUUUUCACAAACAGAUACAUCCAAUAGAUUGGCCAAGCCCACACAUUCAUGCUGUGUGUCUGAUAUAUUUCUAUUGUAGUUUGGUAUGACAAAGAAAUGAGGGUAAAAAGUCAAACACUUUUAGAAGUACCAAUAGAAUUGUACACAGUGGCCUUGGAAACUUCAACAUAUGUCCACUAAAUCAAUCACAGUUGUGCCUAUAUUGUAGUUUUUAUAUGUAAAAAGUGACUCUCUACAGAGUACAAUUCAAAGUAAGUCAGUCUGGAAACUCAAAGUGCUCCAAACCCCAAGAGGAUUGUGCCUUUUUAGAAUGUACACAAGGAUGUGUCAAUAGAGUAUUAUGAUGUUAUUUUGUGAGAAUGAGGAAGAGUCAGGUGAUGUUGCAAACUGAUUCAUUUGCUCUGGAGGCCUCAUAGAGGUAAUGGCAACAUCAGCUGCCUCUGGAGGUCCACAGUUACUAACUUAGAUAGAAAUGACCUCAAGAUACUGAAAAGCAUCCUGGAGAUUUUCCACGAGUGGGUGUUAGCUCUGAGGGAGCUGCUAAUGGCUGUAAAAGCAACACUGAUGCAGUAAUCAGAAGAGGCACAUGGGUGUAUAGAAAUAAGACAAAUGAAGGAUUUUAAUCCAUAAUGCCACAGAUUGACUCGAGGGUGUACAGAGAGCUUGAGGGGACAUGUCACAGGUAUAUUUUGUUUUGUGUUUUCUCUUCGUUUCUUGAUACAUGACCCUGGCUUAAAGUUUUCAUGUGAUUACAAUCAAGAGAAAAGGCUCCAGCUUUCAUCUGAUUUUUUUUUAAUUAUUUGUCCCCUCUGGCUUUCCAUAAAUGGAGGAUAUUGCUCAGUUUUCUUAAAAGAAAAAUCAGCUGAUCAUGUUUGUAGUGAGCGUUACCUUCUUUAAUUCAAAACUAAAGUCACAUUAUUACUGAUUUUAACUGAUAAGUUUAGUUUAUUAUUUUAUUAUAUAUUUCAAUCAGUUUUGCUGCAAUAGUCUGACUUGGUCUGGUCAGACCAGUAGCAUAGGGUGGCUGACUAACAUUUAAUGGCUUAAGAACAGAAAUAAAACAGGGAGUAAACACAUUGUGCCUCACCAGCAGAUACACUGGGUGUUUCUCAAAGUCAAGGAGGGAUCCUCAAACGUCAGAAUUUCAAGGAUGCUACGUCAUUGACCCCUGCCAAAGGACUGUUUCAAUAGGCUCUUUCAAGAUGAGCCAGUCCUGCGCAGAUUUGAUCACGGGCGCACAAUGCGUGCCAGUUAGUUUUGCUGUUGAUUUGCUCUGAUGUAUUACAAAAGUGGACAGCGAUAAUCUCGCCGCAGCGAGGGGGCCGCAGUUUUUAGAGCCAGGCACUGCAGUUGCUCUCCACCGACUGCAAGACCCAGGGCAUGACGGAAAUGCCUGGCUCUCACCUGAUCUAAUAGCCGAUUGGUUUAGACGAUGACUCGACAAGAUGACAUUUCAGAUAAACUUUUAAUUCGUCUUGAAUUUCAGAGAUUUAAAUUUUAUUUGUCUGAUUUGAAGGUUUAUUCUGUUAACAGAAAACAUGUUGUGUCACUGAUGGUGAAGUUUAUUCAUCAGAGACUAAAUGCAAUUAUCAUAAACUAUACAGUCUACUGUAUGUUAACAUGGACUGUUUUAAUUAUUGAAGUAGCCUGUUUGACAUCACAGAGACUCCACAUAGGCAUAUCUUUCCAAAAAUUCACACAUAUAAUGAAAAGCCCACCCUGAAAACAUGUACAAAGGAAUUUUCAAUCAGUGUCAUAGUACCACCUACUGGCAACAGAAACAUACUUUUUUCUAUGAUGUCCCUCUUUUACCAGGUUAAUCAGACACACCUCAAAUUUGCUGAAAUUAAGUCCUUAGACUCUGAUGAUACUCAGAAAUGAAGCUCUUGAGUUUUCAUCAAACGCUGUCACCGUGGCGCUGCCUUAUUCGCAGUUAAACACGAUAUUGUUUUUAAGAAGCAAUGGAUGCUUGAAAACUCAUCAAACAUGGCACACACAUAAGAGGUUCCAAAUUCUGUUGUCUGAUGUGAUUUUUGUGCUUUGAUGUGCCAAGAUGGCCCAACAGCGCCCCCUAGAAAAUUUCAAUGAAGCAGCCCUUGAAGCUGGUUUGACCUGCAUGUAUUAAACUUGGUAGGCACCUGUAACACUCUAAGAUGUACAGAAAAGCCUCUUGGAGUCAUGUUCCAAACCCACCAGGAAGUCUGCCAUUUUGAAUAUACAUGAAUUAAGGAACUUGUCCUAGAGAUUUUAUAUGAUCGACUUCAAACAUUGGUCUGUCCCACUGAAAGACCUUGAAGAAGAAAAGUUAUAACAGGCUUGAGUUUUCGAUAUACGGCGUGACCGUGGCAAGGGGUUAAACUUCCAUGUGUCGCCAUAAACAGGAAGUGGUUUGUAAUUCCAUCAUACAUGGUCCAAUCUUCCCCAAUCUACACAGGUCUGAUGACAGUCCCGCCCGGAACAGAUCUAUCUCUCAAUAUUCAGUGAAGAGUACAGCGCCACCUAGCAGCAACAGGAAGUAGGUCUUAUCAGACACUUUUUUGAUUUACCUGACAUUUACAUGCUGUGGUGUAUAUUUCAUGUAUAGGAACAUGACAUAUUGUUAGUGCCUUCUCCAGCUCCCUCCAGUGGGAAGAGGAAGUGGUACAAAAUGUGAAAUAGUGAGUUCCGGACUGAAUGAAGUAUAUGCUGUCUCGCUCCUGCAUGUGUGCUGUCUGACUUUGACAGAAAUGAACUGACGUGUCAGCCAGCAUCCUGCCAGCACCCCCGAGUUGCGCAGAGGUGCGAGGGCCCAUUCAUCGCUGCUUGCAGCUUUAAUUAUUAUUAUUAUUAUUGUUAUUGUUCAGAAAUGUUUUUGCAAAUUCCUGUGAGAUGGUACAUCUUAGAGACAUGAAAAUGAUUAGAAGUUGUGUGCAAAUGCUGCUCAAGAUUUUGAAUUUGCCAAUAGGCCAGAUGGGGGUGCUAUAAUUAAGGUCAAAGAAAAUUUGGAUUUGAAAGGCCACCACCCUUGCACCGUAUGUCAGAUUGACAUAAAACUCGAGAUACUUGGUCAGGUGAAGGGGUUCUACGAAAGCCUACAUAAUCCUACAGAUCCGCCUACUAGAAUGUCCACUAUAUUGAAUUUUCUGAAAAACACCAUUUUUACAUCUCCUCCUAAGACGUAGGUCUGAUUUCCACCAAACAUUCGGUGAAUCAUCAUGGGAUGCAGCUUUGUAAAAGUUAUCAAAGACUUUUUGAUAUGUCAUUGCGUUUUGGUGAUACUGACCAAUGAACUGGAUUGAAAUGGACUUUAGUCCUUAACCAUUGAGCCAAUUGACACAAAACUUGUAGAAAAUGUCGACAAAAGUAUCUGAAUCAUAUUGUGAAAGUUUGAUUCAAAUCAACCAAUAGGGGGCGCUACAUAAUCAGCCAGAGGUAUUUGUACAAAACUUAUAGGCCGUUUACACGUACACGGUGAUUUUGAUAAACGGAGACAUCUUCCUUCGUUUGUGCCCUUCGUUUACACGCAAACGGAGAU
Messenger RNA from Epinephelus lanceolatus (giant grouper), 5605 nucleotides. It is a transcript of the gene podxl, whose product is annotated as podocalyxin-like. Lineage: Eukaryota; Metazoa; Chordata; Actinopteri; Perciformes; Serranidae. Gene Ontology annotation, biological process: cell migration; regulation of microvillus assembly; negative regulation of cell-cell adhesion. The record is from RefSeq and is a predicted model, not a curated record. Gene Ontology annotation, cellular component: microvillus membrane; apical plasma membrane.